CUCGGAAUGGACGACGAUCUUGUGCUCAACAUCGCUCCCGACAUUGGGCCCUCCAAGCAUUCAACAUCUUCCAAGGGUGGUAGAUGGACUGAAAGGCUAAAAGCCAAACGCGUUGAAAAACGCAAAGCAAAACCCCAAUCAUCAAAGCAGACCUCAGACGAUGUACGACCUGCUAAACGCCCAAGGCUUAGUGGCGAGUCACUACCGAAAACAAAACCCAACGAUGCAGUUGAGCAGACUGUUGUGAAACGACCACCCACCCAGAUCAUCUCCUCACUCUUUUCCUACAAUCCAAAAAUCGAUAGUCCCGUUGAUUCACCCGCUCCGAAAUCUUUCAAGCGUCCAAGCAAUGCACCGCUUAAUGACUCGUCGAGUUUCUCAGGACUGGGUCUUGACCAACUAAUAUCUUCACACUUGACCAACAAGAUGAACAUAACCACACCGACCGCUAUCCAGAGGGCAGUUAUUCCUGCAGUAACCUCAUCCGAAUCGACUGCUCGAGAUGUCUUUAUCCAGUCUCAAACCGGCUCCGGGAAAACUCUAUCUUUCCUACUUCCCAUUAUCCACGACCUCCUCCCACUUAGCUCACUUUCGUACAUUGACAGAACGAUUGGCACCCUUGCUAUUAUAAUCGCUCCGACCCGUGAACUUGCUAAGCAAAUAUCAGACGUUCUGGAAGCCUUGUUGCAACUCCGGCUCCGUUCUGAAGACGAAUCCCCUGACGAUCAAGAUGCCUCAGCGCCAAGGCUCACUCGUUGGCUUGUUUCUGGUCUGCUUACCGGCGGAGGGACUCGUUCUCAUGAAAAAGCACGCCUGCGUAAGGGCUUGCCCAUCAUCGUUGCUACACCGGGUCGACUGUUGGAUCAUCUCCAAAAUACAUCUUCUUUCAAUGUUGGAAAGUGUCGUUGGUUGGUGUUAGACGAAGCAGACAGACUUAUGGAGCUUGGCUUUGAGGAGACCAUCACUGGGAUUCUCCAGGGCUUAGAUGGCAGAAGGAACCUAGCACUCCAAGCCGUUGAAGCAGGGAAAAGCAUGGAAGUCGGCGGAUGGGACUGGGAACGACGACGAAGAACUCUCCUCUGCUCAGCUACAAUUCGCGAAGAUGUUCAAAAGCUCGCCGGAAAAGCUUUGAGCAACCCAAUGAUGGUGAAAGCAACAGAAGCGGAGCCGACGAAGGAAUUGACGGAGACCGCACAUACAGAAAGUGACAAAUUUACGCCUCCCUCUCAGCUUUCACAAAAAUACGUUCUCGUUCCCUUGAAGCUGCGACUGGUGGCCUUGAUUGCCUUGUUGCGCAAUCUCAUUUCUCAGUCCCAAGCUCGACGCGGCACAAAAAUAAUCGUGUUUCUGAGCUGCACGGAUUCGGUGGACUUUCAUUGGAGCCUUCUAGGAGGCGCUUCUAUGGGAAGUGAGAAUAAUGAACCCGCAGAUGAGACGAACUCCGAGGACGGUGAUAGCGAACCAGAGUCUCAACCUAUCCACGACCAAGUUGACGUCAAAUCACCACUACUUCCAGAUAUUUCUAUAUUCCGCCUACAUGGCUCAUUACCAACUCCCACGCGUCUCGCCUCUCUUCGUGGCUUCGCUGGCAGCAAUAAAUCCACUGUUUCGUCGUCUGCUGUAUUGCUUUGCACAUCCGUUGCAUCACGUGGACUGGAUUUACCAUUGGUUCGUGCUGUUGUCCAAUACGACUUACCGACAGAAGGAGGGGCAACUGAGUAUGUUCAUCGCGUUGGUCGUACAGCUCGUGCAGGAAAGGGAGGAGAGGCAUGGAGCAUAGUCUCGCCCAGCGAAACUGAGUGGGUGAAAUGGGUUGAGGGCAAGAUGCGGGGAGACAAUGCUUCGGACAACGAGAAUCACAAUAUCUCCUUGUCUAGUGUCUCUGUCGAGAGUGUGCUUCGUGAUGGGUUCGGCGGAAAAGGGAGCGAAUACGAGGGUCGUGCAACGGAGGUCCAGCUCUCCUUUGAGCGAUGGGUCCUCAGGAAGAAAGAUAAUGCCAGUCUUGCGCGCAAAGCGUAUCUUUCUCAUAUGCGUGCUUAUGCGACCCAUCCGACCAGCGAAAAGCACAUUUUCCAUGUCCGCCAUCUUCAUCUUGGCCAUCUUGCCAAAUCAUUUGCCCUCCGUGAUGCGCCCAAAGCCGUCUCUUCUGGUGCACCAUCGCAUAAAGACAAACCCCCACAGAAGAAAUCCAAAUCCAAACCCAAAUCUGAGGAAUCGUCACCCUCGAAGAAACGCUCAAAGCGGGAGUGGGAAGCGGACCAUACUGGUGAUGCCGAACAGCGAAUGCAGAAGGUUGUGCGGGCGCAGGGUCGUUUGUCCAAAAAGGGCGGCAUCAUGAUGACCAGUGGUGUUUCAGAGUUUCAGAUUGCAGGGGGUGCGGCAUUGGAGGCACUGGUGGGAGCGCGUUCAUGA
Mycena indigotica is the source of this 2412-nucleotide messenger RNA. RefSeq names its product RNA helicase. Bases 7 to 2412 code for a protein of 801 amino acids. Gene Ontology annotation, cellular component: nucleus. NCBI's taxonomy places the organism in Eukaryota, Fungi, Basidiomycota, Agaricomycetes, Agaricales, Mycenaceae. The record is from RefSeq and is a predicted model, not a curated record. Gene Ontology annotation, molecular function: nucleic acid binding; ATP binding; RNA helicase activity. The transcript is spliced from 3 exons. Gene Ontology annotation, biological process: ribosome biogenesis.